Molecule: messenger RNA, 734 nt
Organism: Phaedon cochleariae (mustard beetle)
Lineage: Eukaryota; Metazoa; Arthropoda; Insecta; Coleoptera; Chrysomelidae
Source: the annotation of a GenBank genome assembly
CGAAAUAUAUAAAAAAAAUGGUUCUUACAAGAGAAAUCAUCGAAAAGAUUGAAAGUGCGGUAAACAUAGCGGUGAAUAAAUCGCUAAAAUCGGAUUCAUUUGUGAACACAAUCGCAAACGAUAUAUCGGCCGCCGUGAUAAAAACGGUCAUCAAAAAGUUGUCGCAAUUAGAAGCAGAUGUGGAAAUUCUACAGGGUGAUCUCUCGAAAAUGAGAAAGGAGUUUGAUUCGAAAAUAAAUAAAAUCCAACACAUUGUUCAGAAGACAAAUAAUGAAAAAUGUGUUUUGGAAAAAAAAUUUGAACAAAUGGAUCAAGCAACUAGGAGAAUGAAUUUGAGAAUCUUUAACUAUAAGGAAAAAGCAAAUGAACACGUUAGGGAAGAGCUCAUCCAAAUUUUCAACGCAAAAAUGGCCACAAACGUCUCCACCAAAGAUAUCGAAAUAUGUUACCGUGUUGGACAAAAAAACGAAAGUAAGCCAAGAUGCAUUUUCAUGAAACUGAAUAGUUAUGAAACCAAACAUGCAAUAUACAGCAAGAAGAAGAUGCUGAAAGGAACUGGAAUAGUAAUCAGGGAGGACCUCACAAGUCAGAGAGUAGCGCUACUUUCUAAAUGCGCCGAAAAAGUUGGUUUCAAAAAUGUUUGGACUGAAUCCGGAAAAAUUCAUGUUAAUGUGAAUAAUAAAAUACAUAUUCUCAAAUCUGAAGAGGACUUUGAAAAAGUAUUUGCAGAAUAG